Dictyostelium purpureum is the source of this 1077-nucleotide messenger RNA. RefSeq lists its product as uncharacterized. The record is from RefSeq and is a predicted model, not a curated record. Lineage: Eukaryota; Evosea; Eumycetozoa; Dictyosteliales; Dictyosteliaceae. The coding region runs from base 1 to 1077 and encodes 358 amino acids. The transcript has a single exon.
AUGCAUGUAAUAAAAAAUAGUUUACAAAUUUCAGUAUCUACAAUUUCUCAAAAAUUUUGUAAAAAAGAAUCAUUUAAUCUUUGUGUUCGACCUGGUAUUGCUGAUCACCUAUCAUAUGAAGAACUUAAAGAAAUCUAUGACAAGCUUACAUUAGAAGAUAAACAUGUAGUAGAGACUAUAUAUUGGGAAUUAAUGAAAAAAGAAGACAGUAGAAUUGAUGGAUGGGAGUAUGGUAAGAUUAAUUUUUUCAAUAAUCUAAGAAUUACUGCACGUUCUUUACAUCGUGGAGGAUUUAUAGAAUUAGAGGAUAAAGAUAGUCUUAUUAAAAUUGAUUAUACAACCAAACUAUGUAGGACAAAUAAUAGUUCAAAAACUCAGUACUUUUCAUUAGGCGAAAAAUAUGGAAAUAAUUUAUCAAUUGGAUAUUGUGGAUAUGUUAAUGGAAUGGGUAAUACAAUUGGGUGGGCAGGUAGAGAUGCAUCCAUUAUAUCAGAUACAGUUUUGGAUGGUAUCGAUUUGCAUUGUGUAUAUUUACCGUCAUAUCAACAUUCACCUGACGGAUUUUCACCAUCAAAUGAUUUUAUAGGGUUUUCAAUGGAUGUUGCAAGACAUCUAUCUAUAAAUGGUGGUGAUUAUUCCAAAACAGCUUGCUUAAUAGCCCAACAAUGGAUAGAUUAUUUAACAGAUAACCCAGACAAAUAUUUUUUAACAAUUGCUGCAUCUGAUGGUGGUACAUUUACUUGCGCUGCUGUUAAAUUGAUGUGUCAGUAUUGUCCUCAUCUUUUAUCAAGGGUUUCAAUCAUUCUCUUAGCGCCAGGAUGUUUCUUGUUUCCUAAUGAGUAUAUCAAAUACGACCAAGUGAUGAAUUUUGUUAAAUUAGAAGACAAUUUAAUUACAAGGCUUGCUACAGGUUCGCAGUUUAUCGGUAAACAUCAAAAUAUAAUAAUAGUUCCGCAUAAUUCAACAAGUGACCAUCCACACAAUUUUUUAUCCUAUGAUUUUGCACAAAUUGUAAAACCAUAUGUAGAACAAUUUAAAAAAACUGGUAAAUUAAUAAAUGAUAAUAACAAUUUGUAA